This is a messenger RNA of Penicillium canescens, 1749 nucleotides long. RefSeq lists its product as uncharacterized. The transcript is spliced from 4 exons. Gene Ontology annotation, cellular component: ESCRT I complex. The record is from RefSeq and is a predicted model, not a curated record. Gene Ontology annotation, molecular function: ubiquitin binding. Lineage: Eukaryota; Fungi; Ascomycota; Eurotiomycetes; Eurotiales; Aspergillaceae. Gene Ontology annotation, biological process: protein transport; protein modification process; endosome to lysosome transport. The coding region runs from base 1 to 1749 and encodes 582 amino acids.
AUGGCGGUCCCUCAGCGGACACUCAACUGGCUCUACAGUGUAUUGACCAAGGAUCACUACGACCCGCAACAGACCUACCAAGACCCGAAUCGGACCUACCACGAUGUCGCCAACGCGCUCGCCCAGUACCCCUCGCUCUCCCCUCGAACGGAUGUGUACACAUACGAAACAGGCUUCUCGGCCCUCCUCCUGCACCUCGUGGGCACGUUGCCGGUCACCUUCCGAGGGACAACAUACCGAUUCCCCAUUGCGCUAUGGAUUCCAAACACAUACCCACGCGAACCUCCCAUUGCAUAUGUGACCCCGACGCAGGAUAUGGCUGUUCGUGUUGGACAGCAUGUGACGCUGGAGGGGCAGGUGUAUCAUCACUACCUGGCACACUGGGCCGAAGCUUGGGAUAGAUCUAAUAUCGCCGACCUGCUGUCUAUCCUCCAGGAUGUCUUCGCCAAGGAGCCACCUGUCCGAUAUAGACAACCGCCCCAGUCCCAGCCAGUCCAGGCACACACACAAACACCGCCGCCAUUACCUCCUCUUCCACCCGGUGUCGGAAGCUCUGCUACAAAUGUGCAGCCGCAGCGAGCUCAGACUGUAAGCCAGACACCGCCACCGCCUCCACCGAAGCCAGGCGCAACAGGGGAGAAUCGACAGCCGCAGCCAUCACAAUUGGAUGAUCGAUAUCGAUCCCCUCCACCACCACCGAAAGAGCAAGACCCUCGUCAAGCAGCGCUAUCACACCAAACCCCUAGUCUGGGAGCCCGCCCGCAUCAGUACUAUCCGCCUCCUGGCCCACCGGGGCCUAUGUCACCCCCACAGACCCAGGGUGUGACGCCAUAUUAUAGAAACAGCGGAGUCCCACCUCACGUCUCUGCCAAUGUGCCAGGCCAGUCUUCUCCUCGGGCAUAUCAACCGCGACCUCAGUUGCCCCAGUCACAAGUCCCUCAAGCACAAACACCAAUACAAGCCCUUGCUCCAGGCUACCAAGGACAAGGAUACCCUCCCCAACCACACCAGCAACAAGCAGGACCCCCAUACCCCCAACACUCCCCCUACCCAUCAAACUACCCACAUCCACCACCAGCAGCUCCAGCCCCCAAAGCUCAAACUCAAGACCUUCUGACCUCCCCUUUCGAAGUCGAGCUUCCAUCAAUUGCACCUACAGGACCUGCACCCCCAAUUCCCCCAAACCCGGAGAAAGAUGCGUUGCUGCACGCUGUAUCGCAAUCCCUGGCAGAAAUCCUCCGCAACAACGCCGCUCAAUCCGAUACAGCAGCCCAGUCUCUUGUCUCGCAGUCACGCUCUCUACAGGCUGCUAUGGCUACCCUGCAAGGCGAGGUUUCAAACUUGAAUGCUCUACACGCGACAUUACAGUCCAACACCACUGUUCUGCAGCAGUCUAUUCAUCGUGCUGAUGCUACCAUUGCCGAUGCCCAGGCUCGCUCGACGUCUGUUCAGAAUUCCGGUGCGCCUUCAGCUUCAACUGCUCCCAGUGAUACGCCCGCCGGUCUUCCUCCCAUUGAUGAUAUUUUGGUUGCACCUACUGUCGUCGGGAAGCAGCUGUAUGAUCUCGUUGCUGAGGAGCAGGGUAUCCAGCAGGCACUCUAUGCGCUGCAGGCUGCGCUGGUUCGGGGUGUCAUUGGUGUUGAUUCUUGGUCGCGGCAUACGCGUAGUCUUUCCCGUGAGGCUCUACUUAAACGGGCUUUGAUUCGUAAGAUUGGUCGUGGGAUGGGGUUGGAGGAGAGUGUGGUUUGA